ACCAAGCUUAACAACAGCUGCUGCGUCAAAGCGUGCGGAUAUAUUCAGCUUUUCUAUUAUUUCUAGUUUGUUUUAACCAUUUAUUUUCAUAAUGGGUCAUGAUUACUACGAGACGCUGGAAAUAAACAGAAAUGCAACAGACGCAGACAUCAAAAAGGCAUAUCGACGUCUUGCUUUGAAGUUUCACCCGAGCAGCAACAGAGGACCUGGAAGCAGCGAGAAGUUCAGUCAGCUGGGUGAAGCUUAUGAUGUGCUGAGCGACCCUCGAAAGAAGGCAACCUAUGACAAGUUUGGUGAGGAGGGUCUUAAAGGAGGUAUCCCACCUGAGUUUGGCAGCAGUGGUGCUUGGUCAUCUAAAUAUGUCUACCACGGGAACCCAGACAAAACAUUCAGACAGUUUUUUGGAGGCGACAGCCCAUUUGCAGACUUCUACACAAAUGAUGCACCGCUUCAGUUCGGUAGCCUGCAACCAGGAGUGGUGAAGACACAAGAUUCUCACAUAGAGAGAGACCUUCAUCUGUCCCUGGAUGAUCUCUUCCAUGGAUGCACAAAAAAGAUUAAGAUAUCUCGCAGGGUUAUGAAUGAGGAUGGAUACACAUCCAGUAUCAGAGACAAGCUCCUGACUAUAGAUGUGAGGCCUGGGUGGAAAGAAGGCACGAGAAUAACUUUCCCCAAAGAGGGAGAUCAGGGACCAAACAACAUCCCUGCAGAUAUUGUGUUCAUAGUGCGACAGAAGAGUCAUCCUCUGUUUGUGAGACAACACAAUGACCUGAUCUACAAGGCCCGGAUCACUCUGGAGAUGGCCUUGACUGGGUUCUCUGUGGAUGUGGAGACACUAGAUGGCAGGCUACUCAGUAUUCCCAUCAAUGACAUUGUGCACCCUGCGUACAACAAAGUGGUGACUGGAGAGGGGAUGCCGCUGUCCCAGGAUCCCUCCCACAGAGGAAACCUUAUCGUUACUUUUGACAUCCAGUUUCCUGAGAAGCUCUCCGCUGAGAGCAAGCAUCUCAUCAAACAAGCUCUAGCUUUUAAAUAUUGA
Messenger RNA from Epinephelus fuscoguttatus (brown-marbled grouper), 1039 nucleotides. It is a transcript of the gene dnajb13, whose product is annotated as DnaJ heat shock protein family (Hsp40) member B13. The record is from RefSeq and is a predicted model, not a curated record. The coding region runs from base 92 to 1039 and encodes 315 amino acids. Lineage: Eukaryota; Metazoa; Chordata; Actinopteri; Perciformes; Serranidae. Gene Ontology annotation, cellular component: cytosol. The transcript is spliced from 8 exons. Gene Ontology annotation, molecular function: protein-folding chaperone binding.